Messenger RNA from Amblyraja radiata (thorny skate), 6251 nucleotides. It is a transcript of the gene szrd1, whose product is annotated as SUZ RNA binding domain containing 1. Lineage: Eukaryota; Metazoa; Chordata; Chondrichthyes; Rajiformes; Rajidae. Bases 176 to 583 code for a protein of 135 amino acids. The transcript has 4 exons. The record is from RefSeq and is a predicted model, not a curated record.
GAGCAAAGCCCCAAGGCCUGGACACAGGCUCGCAGUCACCGCCUUCUCACUGGAGAGCGUGUGUGUGCUGCCAACGGGAGGGAGAAGAGUAAAUGCCCCGAAACCAGCAUCUGCAGUUCCUUCUUACACAUAACCAGAAAAGGCAUUGGAAGCGAGUGAAGCGGAUUCCAGGCCAAUGGAGGAGAUCGAUCGACGGCUGGAAGCAAAGCUAAAGAUCCAGCAGAAGGAAAAGAAACCGAAGCUGGCAUCUAAAGUUCCCAUCGUCAUCCAGGACGACUUGCACCCGACGCCCUGCACCCCACAAAUCCGCAUCCUGAAGAGACCGACGAGUAACGGAGUGGUGAACACGCCGCUCUCUGCCACCAGGCCCCUGCCGCAGGUCAAGUCACUGGCUCAGAGAGAAGCUGAAUAUGCGGAGGCACGCAAGAGGAUCCUCGGCAGUGCGAGUCCUGAAGAGGAGGAUAAAGCCAACCCCGACAAGCCAACCAGGAUCACCCAGCUGGAUGAGAACCGGCAGCAGAGCAGUAUAAUCCGCCAGCCCCUGGGUCCUGACGGCACACAAGGCUUCAAGCAACGCAGAUAAAACGUGCGCCAGCGAGCCGCUUUGUAAAACGGAGCUCUCCAUGACUGAGCGUGCAGUGUUGGACAGAGAGAACGGACUCAAGCAGAGGACCUGCUCUGCUCCUUACACUGUGAUCCCCUUUGCUCCGCCCACUGUGACCUUUCUCCUCGUGCACUGUGAUACCCCUGUCCCGCCCACUGUGGUUGGCACACUGCUGUGAGCUCUUCAACGAAACCAUGAAGGGGAGGUUUCUUGCAAUCAGACUGGCCAAGAAUAUAUUGUGUGCCAUUUCUAAUCAGAAAAUCUGCUCCAGCAAUAAUACUGUUUCAGAAUGUUCAAUAGUUUAUCUUUUAAUUUCAGAAAAGAAUUUGACUAUGUAUUAGUGAUGGGUGCUAUGUUUUUUUUUCGUACUACGCUUCAAAGAAUUAUUUUGGUCUCUUCCCAUCUGAUCCAUUAGUGCAGAAUAGUUGCCCAAGGUUACAUACCUUGCUAGGCGAUUUAUGUUUUUUUUUUUUUAAAAACCACCAUCAGAAAUGCACCCAUUUUAAAAGUUAUUUAUUGUAGGUCGUAUAUGAAAUAAAAUGUCUUCAAAACAUCUAACUAGAGAAAACGGGACAGGAAGAUGAAGUGGUCCACAAACGGAUUGUGGACUGCCGGCUUGGGCUGUUUGGCACAGCGAACCAGGAGAUGCACUAUGGGUCACGGCUUCUGUCGGUGACCUGGUUCCUGUCAGAUACUUGUCCUCCCUUCAAGAGUAGGAGAGCACGUCCGUUAUGUGACGGAAAACUGGUCGCAGGGUGAGGAGGGGAGGGGGGGGGGGGGGGGAGUGAGGAAAAGAGAGUAGCUCUAACAGAGGCCAUGAAUGUUACAAUAUCUCACGCCCGAGGGUGGUUAACUGAUGCAUCGAAAUUCCAGCUGACCAUUGGGUUUUAGUUUUGCAUCGAAAACAUAUGCAAUGGUGAGAUUAAAAUAUGGCCCGCUGGAGUAGCACUGGAGGUGUCUAGUGCAUUACGUUGUAGUCAUGUGAUCUUAUUCCAACACUGCCUUAUGCUCAAAUUCACCAGCCAUGCUUUAUGUGUGUUGGUUUUUUGAUACAACCUGCAGGAUAGGUAUAACUUGCAGUAGUAGAAAAUCUUUUUCUUUUUUCUUUUAAAAAAAAGAGGAUGUUAUGGCACGGGCCAUGCUGACAGUUAGUGCCGCUCCUAUCGCCGUUCAGCGGAGGGCAGUAACGUCAGCGGAAACUGGGCAGGUCUUCAGAGGUGCUCUGUCUGAAAACCUCCCUGGUUUUGUGUGGAGGAGGAAAGCGAGAGGGACAGAAAUAAAUGGAAACUUUAUAAGAAGGGAAAUGAGAUGGUUCCAAUUAAAAUCAAUGUUCCUCGGGGAAAGUUGGAAGGCUUUGAGGUCAAUUAGUGGAACCUAUGGCUCUGGUACUUUGGCUCCGUUCUAGUGCUUGUGUGCAGUCUGCGCCCUGCUGUAAGACACUAAGUAAGGCAAGGCGUUGCAGUUAUGGCCCAUCACUAGUACAUACUCUUAAUGGUUUUUUUUGUUUCCAAGGCGUUGCCUUUAUUUUCUACGAUUUGAGGAAAACUGUUUCUAGAUCCAUCUAACGUUAAAAGGGCACGUGUGUGUUUUUGUUUUCCGUUGUGGCUCGCACGCAAGCUGAUGCAGCCACGUGUCUCGUGUUCGCGCGCACAUGUGCGCACGUGUAUGUAUUUGUGUAUAUGUACAUUCUGUGUAUGUGCCUGCGAACAAAAAUCUGCUUUGUGUUGGGGGGGGGGGGGGAGGGAGAAUGUGGACGAGAUGAAUGAAGUCUGGUACAUUUUUCAGCCAGUGCUUCGUGGGUGGGAGGGGGGGGGGGGGGGGAAGGAAAAGAAAAUGAGCUGUCUCACUCCUAAACAGCUGCUAGCGUAGUAGCCAGCCUUGCAGCGUAACAGCUAUCAGUGUAUUUGACUGGGGUGUCUAACUCAGCACAAUUGAUUUGGUCUGAGGUUGACUAGGCUUCAAAUGCUACUAGUGGUCAUAGUUUUAAAAACUGCAAGAUUUUCGGUCCGUAGAAGUAUUUUAAAGGACAAUAUUCAGUUAUACCCGGGCAAUUGUGUUAAAUCCCAAACUAAUAUCUAUAUAUUUUUUCCUGCAUAGCUUCCUCUCAGGUUUUGGUUGUUGGUAAAUCGAUGAGAUAUUUUCGCGCACACUGACGUGUCAGUGCACUGCCUUGUUCUAAACUCUGGUAUUCCUGAAAUUGGCCCAAUUGAAAUGAUUGCCUGGGACUCUCUCCAUUUUGUCACUGAUUAUGUGGCUGAAUCCCCCCCCCCCCCCACACUGGUUCUGUGAGUCAACGCACUAUUUGAUGUGGUAUACAAGCUAGAAAGGCUUGUAUAAUACGUCAGCUCUCUGCAACGGCCCAAGUGUACCUGCAGUGUAAGAAAGGACUGCAGAUGCUGGUAAAAUCGAAGGUCGACACAAAAUGCUGGUGUAACUCAGCGGGUGAGGCAGCGUCUCUGGCGAGAAGGGACGGGUAACGUUUCAGGUCGAGAACCGAAACGUCACCUGUUCCUUCUCUCCCUAGAUGCUGCCUUACCCGCUGAGUUCCUCCAGCAUUUUGUGUCUACCUUCAAGUGUAGGGCUGUUUUCUCCAAUGGAUGUUGGGUGGCCAUUUUAAAGAAAGGGGGCAAAGGGGUGGAUUAUAAUCCUGCUGCUUUCGUUUCCCGCCACCACCUAGUCAGGUAAACCUGGUGUUCAUGGUUGUUUGCCAAGGGAAUACAGAGAGAACCAUUUUUAGAAUGAGUAAAUGCCCUUGUGAAAGAUGAAGGUGAGUACUGGAGGGAGGGGGGGGGGGGGCAGCUGGGGAGGGGGGUGGUUUGCAUUCCUCCAAAGAGGUGGAAAUGGUUUUUUUUUAAAGUACGGGAUCAGUUCAAGCAAGUAAUAUUUUUAUAAUUCUGACCAGGAUAUUUAAUCAGGUGACUAGUGUUUUUAAAAUCAAGCUUUGGCUUUGUUUCUUGCAGUGUUUGAUCUCAAGGCCCAAGUGUUUGAAGGUAAACCAAAAAAACAAAAAGUGUACAGUGACGUGCGCGUAUCCUAGAUUACUUUGGAAAGCUGGCACGGGUGUGCAGAGCGGUGUGACAAAAUGAUGCGUGCAGGGUGUAUUGUCUUUGGGGGGGGGGCAUUGUGGAGGAGAAGUGUGUUUGCAAACUGGUAUUGCACGGGCAAAAUAAAGUGACUGAAAUCUAGCUGUGAAAAGACUGGAGGAUUGCAUGUUCAGUUUGUCCGGGUUAGAGCUAUCGCAAAUGGACUUGAGCAACAUUGCACGCGGCACACACCAGCAAAACCAUCUGCAGAUUGAAUCUGAUAUCAUAAACAAAAAAUUGGGAUGCAAUCCUGAACAACAGCUAACAUUAUAAUGGUCAACGGUCAUCUUUGGCUCAGGAAUAGGUCAGUGGGAGUGUGGUCGUAGCACAGAUUAAACGAUGGAUUUGGGGAAAAGGAUUGAUAUUAAAACUCCAUGUGAUUUCUAGUGCAAUAUUACAUUACAGGACUCGCAAUGGUUUUUGUGCCAAUGUAUGGGGAAAGUCCUAAAUGAACCCUUUAAUAAAUAGUGUCCACAUUGGGGCUGGCCUGUCUUGUCAAAUUUGGUUCACAUCUCAGAUCCAGAAGUAAAAUUCCACCGCUCCAAUUGACUAAAACCUUGUCCACCUCUUCACUGUCCGGGACAGUGUUAAUGAAAUGUGGCACAUGCUAUGUUUAGAUUUGUUGGCACAAAACCCGUCCUUGCAGCCUGCGCCGUCCAGAAUUCUCGGUUGAAAUAUGCACCAGAAAGGGUUUCUUGUUGAAGGUUAGAGAGCUGAACAAAACAGUACGCCCAAAUGGCCAGUAAAAUACUUGCGGGAGAUAAUGAGUAGGAAAACGUUCAAGCGAUCAAAGUCAGCACUACAUUGUUGAGGGGAGGGGAGGGGAGAUCAACUUGCAGUUAAACCCCCUGCUCACAUCGCUCACCUCAAAAUCAAACAUUGGCUCACUUCACGAGUGCAAAAGUAGCACAUCUUGUGGGAGAGACAAGGUUGGCAAACAGAUGGAGGUCGAGGGAGGGAGUUGAAAACCCAUGCUUUAAGAGUUGUGCACCCUUUAUUCAUUCAUUUAAAAGUUUUCAUUCGUUUUUUCAAGUGUAUCUUAUGCAGGGUAACAUCGGUGUCUGAAUAAGAAAUUCUACCUUUGCGGUGUCCGAUUACUGGGUUUUCUCAAGCUUUUGGAGAUCAAAUUUCUUUAUUGAAACUUAAACAUGCUUUAUUUACCAAGUUGAUCUGGCCUCCCGCACAGCCAGAUUAUUUAUAUACCUGCAUUAUGCGUGAUGUAGAGUUUACUCGAGCAUCUUGCUAAAGGGAUUAUUUCCUAAAAGAAAAAACACAAAUUGUAAAGUCAGCAAAAUAAGUGAAAAUGGACCUAGCAAGUCGUUCAUGUUGAGUAUCAUCAUUUACGCCUGAAUAAUGUGACAACUGGUUUUGGAAGAGUACGGUUAAAAGGAAGAAAAUGCACGAAACAGAGUUGUUAAUUCACAUUGUGUGAACAACUGUUAACUUCUUGUUUCCCUUUCCACAAAUAUUGACUGAUCUGAUUAUUUUUUUUCCUUCCCCCCCCCCCCCAAGACAUUUUCUGUUUAAUUUUAAAUUUCCAGCACCCACAGUUGUAAUUGGGCUUUGACAAGUAAAAUGAAAUGCAUGGGUGGAAUUUUUAAGCUACUGGACACACUCUGGGAUCUUCAUAGUGACAUAAAGGGGAUUGUGUGCUGCAAAUGAUUAGUGUUGAGGAAUUUUGAGCUACAAGAAGACAUGGCAAAAUCUCUGUGGCAGGUACGCUGUCCGUACUAUAUCCUGCAAUCGGGUGGAAUGUUUUCAAAAGGUGUAGGAACCUUUUGGUGACAUUCAUAGUUUAAUAACUCCCUUAUCUCAUCUUUGGUAACGAAGAAUAAAUCACAUGUCUGUCAUGACAUUUGUAAGAAUGUAACCUGGAGCUAUGCUGGACAAAUCUUAGUGAUUCCUAAUUUUGAUUUAAGUCGUAUUAAAGUAUCCACUUCUCAUGUCACUUGUUGCCCACCCCCACCCCAACCACCACCUCUGCAAUUGUCAAUAAACAUGGCAUUGUUUGGCUCACUAGGAUAAUGCAACUCUUGGAAAAGUGUAUUUGGAAGAGUUAUACUGCCGCAUUUAUUUGUCUUUUUUAAACACGGCAAAGAAUGCUGUAGCCUGGAAUUUGAAUAGAAUUGCCCUGCGUAACAUAGCUAUAGGUCUCACAGUGCACGUUAGAAUGGCUAGUGAGAAUAUCAAAUCUGUCUAUAUUGAAUGAACACAGGAUGAUUACUAAAUCAGGAUCUGGAUUUGUUAGAAUUGUCCACUUGUUAUUUUACCAGCAGGUCAAGUAGAAGUUACCUUCGUUACACUGAAUGUGAUUUAUGCUUCCAACUAGUAAGCCAGCACAAGUUCCUCUUGCAUCCCACUGCAGUGUGUCAGUUAUGUGUGGCCUUGUGUAAGGUAAAGCAAGAAAUGAGCCGAAUGUCUCUAAGAUUCUGAAGCGCUAUGUUCUGACCUUGGAUCAUGUUGUUUUAUCUGAAAGAUGAAAAGGCACUUGGAUUUAGUCUGACAGAUUAACGGGGAAAAACUUGCCAAUCACGUAAACUUGGAAUAUCUUUGGAGGUGUUGCA